This is a messenger RNA of Lycium barbarum (goji berry), 1982 nucleotides long. RefSeq names its product actin-related protein 6-like. Gene Ontology annotation, cellular component: Swr1 complex. The transcript is spliced from 7 exons. The coding region runs from base 34 to 1332 and encodes 432 amino acids. NCBI's taxonomy places the organism in Eukaryota, Viridiplantae, Streptophyta, Magnoliopsida, Solanales, Solanaceae. The record is from RefSeq and is a predicted model, not a curated record. Gene Ontology annotation, molecular function: nucleosome binding.
GCAUUCAAACAGGCUCUAACUCUGAUCUGGGAAAUGUCGAACGUUGUGGUUUUGGACAACGGCGGCGGGCUAGUGAAGGCUGGUAUCGGGGGAGAAAGAGACCCAACAGCUAUUGUCCCAAACAGUAUGGGUCGUCCUCUUUCUUCCAAGAAAUGGCUUAUGGCUGACCAACUUCUUUCCCCUGACAUCGACCUCACUUCCGCCACUGCCCGCCGCCCUUUCGACCGUGAUUACCUUAUCAACCCUGAUCUGCAAUCUUCCCUUUGGUCUCACAUCUUUUCUAACCUUCUCAAAAUCACUCCACAACAAUCCUCUCUCCUUCUUACUGAACCCCUUUUCAAUCUCCCUUCUAUACAGCGCUCUCUCGAUGAGAUUGUCUUUGAAGAUUUCAAUUUCAAGGCCCUUUAUGUGUCGGAUUGCCCCUCCCUGGUCCAUCUUUAUGAAGCCUCUCGUCGGCCUUAUGGGCUUCUAUCAAAAGCCCAGUGUAGCUUAGUUGUCGACUGUGGAUUUUCUUUUACUCAUGCUUCCCCUGUGUUUCAGAAUUUUACAUUGAAUUAUGCUGUGAAAAGGCUUGACCUUGGUGGCAAAGCUUUGACUAAUUACUUGAAGGAGUUGGUCAGUUAUAGGAGUGUUAAUUUGAUGGAUGAAACUUUCCUUAUGGAUGAUGUUAAGGAGAAACUUUGCUUUGUCUCUUUGGAUGUUCCCAGGGACUUGCACAUUGCUAGGAAACCGGGAAAGGACAAUUUGUUUAGGUGCACAUAUGUGCUUCCUGACGGUAUUACACAUACUAAGGGUUUUCUAAAAGAUCCUGAAGAACCAAAGAGAUAUCUAUCUUUGUAUGAUAAAGCUCCGCAGCAAGUAGCAGGAGAACAAAAUAAUAUGGAUCAGCUCGAGGACAGGAAAAGAAGCAACGGAUCAAAAAUUGAUUUGGCAAAAAAUGAAUUUGGCUUGACAAAUGAGCGGUUCCUCGUCCCAGAGAUGAUGUUUCGUCCAGCUGACUUGGGACUGAAUCAGGCUGGAAUUGCAGAGUGCAUUCUUCAAGCUAUAAAUUCCUGCCAUCCUCAUCUUCACCCUGUCCUCUAUGAGAGCAUCAUUCUGACGGGAGGCACUACUUUAUUUCCUCAUUUUGCCAAAAGACUGGAGAUGGAACUUCGGCCUCUUGUCCCAGAGAAAUAUCGUUUAAAGAUUACGACUCAAGAAGAUCCUAUUCUAGGUGUUUGGCGUGGAGGCUCACUCUUGGCAUCAAGUCCUGACUUUGAUGCAAUGUGUGUCACAAAAGCUGAAUAUGAGGAGCUGGGAUCAGCAAGAUGUCGAAAGAGAUUCUUCCACUAACUUUUUGUGUAUUCUGACAAUACUAUUGAAGUUUGCAAUUCUACUCCUGUUCAUCGUUGGUGUUAUGGAGGGGAGAUUUUAGGAUGAUCCCCUGCCUCUGCAGUUGCUAAUGAACGAAAUAUGGGUGUGCUAAAUAUGUAUUUGUUCUGAAAUAAUUCUUUUUCUAGUCAGUUUCUUGCCAAAUUGGUUGAAGUCUAGCUUAUGGCAUCUUCAAUACCAAUCCUCUUUCUCUUUUCUCAUGUCUUUAUCCUUGAAUGUAAAAUGUGUGUUAUGUAGUAACAUGUUAAGGACAGCAUGAAAUUUCGCACAUGAAUGGCAGUGCGACGAACGGAUCAAGACCGGUGGAACUGCUUUGGUGACUAUUUGUUUGAUCUCGUUGGACAAUGAUGAUAUGAUCAAAUGGACAAGAACAGAGUUUCUGAAUCAGUCAAACAGAUGCGGGGGAAACUAAAAACAAAAUGAAACUGCUUCUGGUGGUUGCUUAACAUGGCCAAAUCUCUCUUCCAGUCUUCAGAGCUGGAGCUAUUGUCAUGAGCCCUUGUUUUGAGUAAAUACCAACUUGUACAUAGCGAACUUUUAAUUUUGAAAAAGGUGUGGGUGGAUUAACAGAGCCUUGAUACAUUAAUGAAAUACAAAGUAAUUUUUACUCC